Molecule: messenger RNA, 2678 nt
Organism: Vigna umbellata (rice bean)
Lineage: Eukaryota; Viridiplantae; Streptophyta; Magnoliopsida; Fabales; Fabaceae
Product: cell division cycle protein 48 homolog
Biological process (GO): retrograde protein transport, ER to cytosol; autophagosome maturation; mitotic spindle disassembly
Cellular component (GO): nucleus; cytosol; VCP-NPL4-UFD1 AAA ATPase complex
Molecular function (GO): ATP hydrolysis activity; polyubiquitin modification-dependent protein binding; ATP binding
Source: RefSeq, a predicted model, not a curated record
UUGUGUAAACUACAUAUUCAAACAGUAAUACAAAGUAAUAUACUUCUUAUUUAUUGAUUCUUUUCUUUACCUACAGAAGCUAAAAGAAUCGUCAUCACCACCAAGUAAAAGCUUUCACUGAACCAUGGCGGAUCCAACCUCAUCUAACCUUGAUGAUAAGGGACAUCCCUCUUUGGACUCGAAAAGUGAGAAGAAGGAUUAUUCCACAGCAAUAUUAGAACGCAAGAAGUCUCCUAACCGACUUAUUGUCGAUGAAGCAGUUAAUGAUGAUAAUUCUGUGGUUACAUUGCACCCUGAAACAAUGGAGAAGCUUCAGUUAUUCCGGGGAGACACUGUUCUGAUAAAGGGAAAGAAGCGAAGGGAUACGGUUUGUAUUGUUCUGGUUGAUGAACAUUGUGAUGAACCAAAAAUUAGGAUGAAUAAGGUUGUUCGGGCUAACCUUAGAGUGAGACUUGGAGAUGUUGUCUCUGUCAAUCAAUGUCCUGAUGUGAAGUACGGAAAACGAGUUCAUAUCCUUCCAAUUGAUGACACCAUUGAGGGUGUAACUGGCAACUUGUUUGAUGCAUAUCUGAAGCCAUACUUUCUGGAAUCGUACAGGCCCGUGAGAAAAGGGGACUUGUUCCUUGUUAGGGGUGGAAUGCGUAGUGUUGAAUUCAAGGUAAUAGAGACUGAUCCUAGUGAAUACUGUGUUGUGGCACCUGAUACUGAGAUAUUCUGUGAGGGAGAGCCAAUCAAAAGGGAAGACGAAGAGAGACUAAAUGAAGUUGGUUAUGAUGAUGUUGGUGGUGUUAGGAAACAAAUGGCUCAGAUUCGUGAGCUUGUAGAACUUCCACUAAGACAUCCACAGCUCUUCAAAUCAAUUGGUGUUAAGCCUCCAAAAGGAAUCUUGCUUUAUGGACCACCUGGUUCUGGGAAGACUUUGAUUGCAAGAGCAGUGGCUAAUGAGACUGAUGCGUUCUUCUUUUUGAUCAAUGGACCAGAAAUAAUGUCAAAGCUAGCUGGUGAGAGUGAAAGCAAUCUGAGGAAGGCAUUUGAAGAAGCUGAAAAGAAUUCCCCUUCUAUCAUUUUCAUUGAUGAGCUAGACUCGAUUGCUCCUAAGAGAGAAAAGACACAUGGUGAAGUGGAGAGGCGUAUAGUUUCACAACUUUUGACUCUUAUGGAUGGCCUCAAAACCCGAUCACAUGUGAUAGUUAUUGGAGCCACAAAUAGACCCAAUAGUAUUGAUCCUGCUCUCAGAAGAUUUGGAAGGUUUGAUAGGGAGAUUGACAUUGGUGUACCAGAUGAAAUUGGAAGGUUGGAGGUUCUUAGAAUUCAUACAAAGAACAUGAAACUUUCAGACAAUGUUGAUCUUGAAAAAGUUGCCAGAGACACUCAUGGUUAUGUUGGAGCAGAUCUUGCUGCUCUUUGCACGGAGGCUGCACUACAGUGUAUCCGGGAGAAAAUGGAUGUCAUUGACUUAGAGGAUGAAACAAUUGAUGCUGAGGUGUUGAAUUCCAUGGCUGUGACUAAUGAACACUUUCAAACUGCUUUAACUUCUUCCAACCCAUCUGCUCUGCGCGAAACAGUAGUGGAGGUUCCAAAUGUUUCCUGGGACGACAUUGGAGGCUUGGAGAAUGUCAAAAGGGAGCUUCAGGAGACUGUUCAAUACCCAGUGGAACAUCCUGAGAAGUUUGAGAAAUUUGGCAUGUCACCUUCUAAAGGUGUUCUCUUUUAUGGACCUCCUGGCUGCGGUAAAACCCUUCUUGCAAAAGCCAUUGCUAAUGAGUGCCAGGCCAACUUUAUAAGUGUCAAGGGACCUGAGUUGCUCACGAUGUGGUUUGGUGAAAGUGAGGCAAAUGUUCGUGAGAUAUUUGACAAGGCCAGACAGUCAGCUCCUUGUGUGCUUUUCUUUGAUGAACUUGACUCCAUUGCAACCCAGCGAGGCAGUUCUGUCGGGGAUGCUGGUGGUGCUGCAGAUAGGGUGUUGAACCAACUGUUAACUGAAAUGGAUGGUAUGACAGCGAAGAAAACAGUUUUCAUCAUUGGGGCAACAAACAGACCAGACAUAAUAGAUCCUGCAUUGCUCAGACCAGGACGUCUUGACCAAUUGAUUUACAUCCCUUUACCGGACCAAAGUUCACGUCUUCAAAUCUUCAAAGCUUGCCUCAGGAAGUCACCAAUCUCAAAGGAUGUUGAUCUUGAAGCUCUUGCCGGUUAUACUCAUGGAUUCAGUGGUGCAGACAUAACAGAAAUUUGCCAACGCGCAUGCAAAUAUGCCAUUAGGGAAGACAUUGAAAAGGGUAUUGAGCAGGAGAGAAGAAAAAGAGAAAACCCUGAAGCCAUGGAAGAAGAUGACAUUGUUGAGAUAUCUGAGAUAAAGCCUGCACACUUUGAGGAGUCUAUGAAGUUUGCUCGGCGGAGUGUGAGUGAUGCUGACAUCAGAAAAUACCAACUUUUUGCUCAGACCUUGCAACAGUCGCGAGGAUUUGGAUCUGAGUUUCGGUUUCCAGAACGAAACGAGAACAGUGCAACAGGUGCCUCAGACCCUUUCUCAUCUGCUGCACCAGAGGGAGAUGAUGAUUUGUAUGGUUAGUCACUGCGUGAGUUUCCAUGACUUGAACCAAAUUCUAGUUAAAACUAAAAAAUUUCUUAAUUUUGUAAGAACUAAAAACAUGUUUAUAUCUUUUUAAUUUUUGUUA